Molecule: messenger RNA, 3174 nt
Organism: Acinonyx jubatus (cheetah)
Lineage: Eukaryota; Metazoa; Chordata; Mammalia; Carnivora; Felidae
Gene: SCG3
Product: secretogranin III
Exons: 12
Coding region: 1200-2609 (469 amino acids)
Biological process (GO): protein localization to secretory granule
Cellular component (GO): secretory granule membrane
Source: RefSeq, a predicted model, not a curated record
UUAUGCAAUGAUGUUAGGCUUCGGGGAAUAUUCUCAGAAUGUAGGAAGCACCUCCUGACCCAGUUAUGAUGUAAAUACUUUUUGUGACUAUCUUCUCUCUUCAAAGACUUCUGAAACAGCCAGGCUCUUAGGCAUAAUUGAAUCCUGGGGGAGAAUUUUACAGAAAUGUUUGUUGGUUUGUUUGUUUGUUUUGUGGCACUUGUGGUGAUGAAGAGGAAGCUUUCCCCUUAGUGGGUAAGGGAGAAUUUCACAAUGAAACUGGCCGUUAAUGCUUACCUACUCAAGACUGAUGAGGACAUCUAUGCUUGGGGAAACAAAUAAUUUUAUUAGUUCUGUUUUAGCAUCUAGGACAGUAAGAAAGUGUAACAACAAUCUGACUAUUUGAAACAAUGUUCCUUGAAUUUCCCAAUUCAAAAGACUGCAUAGAGCUAAGAAAGAAAUAAAAGUACUGAGAGACGUUUUGUAUGUCAACUCAAAUCACAAAGGCAGGGCUUCUCUACGGAUGUAUAUAAGAAUUACAUCUACCUUUUGGAUACAGCAGGUGGAACAGAAAGAAGGAAUUCUGGGGCAGAUAUCCCAGAACUAUCCCAAAGCAAAAACCUUCAUAAAAGGUUAUCUCUCCUUGACAGGUGCAAGAGCAGGGAAGUCAUUUGGUCCUUGAGGUAACGUCUAGUUGGGAAGUUACGACAAUGACGUCCGAGCUUAUGGCAAUCCAGGUGACCCUGAGCGCAGGGGCACCCGUAAGACUGCGGCACAGAAAAUACGCUAGCCUGCCAGUCUCCCCUCCCCCCUUACAUUCUCGGGGGAUUGGAGUAGCGUUGGUGUCGCUGACGCCAUCCCUUCCCGCCUCUGGCUCUCAAGGAGCAUGCGCUUCCUUCCUCACUUCCUCUAAAGGAAGGAGAGUAAGGCUACGCCCUAGCGGACCCGCGGCCGGCUUCGCGUCACAGGAACUUCAGCACCCACACGGCGGACAGCGCUCUCCUCCACCUGAGGACCUGACUCCCGAGCGCCUGGAGCCUUUCUAAUCGCUUUACUCUGCAGCCGCGCGGAGCUCCACCGGCCGCUGGGUCCCUGCCACUCACCCUCCCCACACCCUCCCUCCUAGCUCUUCCUGUUUUUACUCCUUCUUUUCAUUCAUAACAAAAGCCACAGCUCAGGGAGCCCGGCGCCAGGCUGUAUCUGAAGCCAAGCGUAGAAGAAUGGGGUUUCUUUGGACCGGCACUUGGAUUCUGGUGUUGGUGCUCCAAAGCAGCCCAAUUCAAGCUUUCCCCAAGCCGGGAGGCAGCCAAGACAAACCUCUACAUAAUAGCGAAUUAAGUGCAGAAAGACCUUUGAAUGAACAGAUCGCUGAAGCAGAGGCAGACAAGAUUAAAAAAACAUACCCUCCAGAAAACAAGCCAGGUGAAAGCAAUUACUCCUUUGUUGAUAACUUGAACCUGCUAAAGGCAAUAACAGAAAAGGAAAAAAUUGAGAAAGAAAGACAAUCCAUAAGAAGCUCCCCAGAUGAUAAUAAAUUGAAUGUGGAAGAUGUCGAUUCAACCAAGAAUCGAAGACUGAUUGAUGAUUAUGAUUCUACUAAGAGCGGAUUGAAUCAUAAAUUUCAAGAUGAUCCAGAUGGCCUUCAUCAACUAGAUGGAACUCCUUUAACUGCUGAAGACAUUGUCCAGAAAAUUGCUACCAGGAUUUAUGAGGAAAAUGACAGAGGAGUAUUUGACAAGAUUGUUUCUAAACUGUUGAAUCUUGGACUAAUCACAGAAAGCCAGGCACACACACUAGAAGAUGAAGUAGCAGAGGUUUUACAAAAACUGAUCUCAAAGGAAGCCAACACUUAUGAGGAGGAACCCAAUAAACCCAUAAGCGUGACUGAAAGUCAGACUGGAAAAAUACCAGAGAAAGUGACUCCAAUGGCAGCAAUUCAAGAUGGUUUUACUAAUGGACAAAAUGAUGAAACAGUAUCAAAUACCUUAACCUUGACAAAUGGCUUGGAAAGAAGAACUAAAAUCUACAAUGAAGACAACUUUGAGGAACUCCAAUAUUUCCCAAACUUCUAUGCACUACUGAAAAGUAUUGAUUCAGAAAAAGAGGCGAAAGAGAAAGAAACGCUGAUUACGAUCAUGAAAACCUUGAUUGACUUUGUGAAGAUGAUGGUAAAGUAUGGCACAAUAUCUCCAGAAGAAGGUGUUUCCUACCUUGAAAACUUGGAUGAAACUAUUGCUCUUCAGACCAAGAACAAGCUAGAAAAAAAUGUUACUGACAAUAAGAGCAAACUUUUUCCAGCACCAUCAGAAAAGAGUCAUGAAGAAACAGAUAGUACUAAGGAAGAAGCAGCUAAGAUGGAAAAGGAAUAUGGAGCCUUGAAAGAUUCCACAAAAGCUGAUAACCCAAGAGGAAAGACGGAUGAGCCAAAAGGGAAAACGGAAGCCUAUUUGGAAGCCAUCAGAAAAAAUAUUGAGUGGCUGAAGAAACACGACAAAAAAGGAAAUAAAGAAGAUUAUGACCUUUCAAAGAUGAGGGACUUCAUCAACCAACAAGCUGAUGCUUACGUGGAGAAGGGCAUCCUUGAUAAAGAAGAAGCCGAUGCCAUCAAGCGUAUUUACAGCAGCCUGUAAAAAUGGCAAAAGAUUCAGGAGUCUUUAGACUGUUUCAGAAAACAUAGCUUCAAACACUUCUAAGUCUGUGAUUAAAGUAAUUUGAGUCAAGGAUUUUUAGAAAGUGAUGAAAGUGCAGUAGUUAACCUUUUAGAAGUGGUCAAACAUAGCUUUCUUGCCAUAAAAACGAUUUGAGAAGUAAAGUUGUAUGUAAGCUGAGAUUUUGUAUAUAGAAUCCUUAUUUCCUUAUAGAUUUACAUUUUAUAAUCAGAGAUAUGCUGCUUUGGAAAGCCUGUAACAGACUGAAUUUAAAACUGAAGCUUCUUCCCGCUGUGUCACAUAGACACCCCCCAAAGAAUUAGGGGGUUCUGUUUUCAAGGCAUGCUGGGUAUCAAAACACCUCAUAGAAUCUGUCUGUUACAAGAUGUCAUUUCCAUCACCAGUUCCCUUUUGGGAGUUAAAAUAAAUUAACAUUUCCUCAAAGCCUAUCUAGCAUAAAGGAUAGCUCUCUGCUUUUUGGCUGUUCCUGCUGGCUCUUUAUCAGGCCCCACUGGUGCAGAAAGGAACCUGGAAAAUGGGCAUAGGA